Molecule: messenger RNA, 2975 nt
Organism: Puntigrus tetrazona (Sumatra barb)
Lineage: Eukaryota; Metazoa; Chordata; Actinopteri; Cypriniformes; Cyprinidae
Gene: foxn1
Product: forkhead box N1
Exons: 9
Coding region: 129-1739 (536 amino acids)
Biological process (GO): regulation of transcription by RNA polymerase II
Molecular function (GO): transcription cis-regulatory region binding; DNA-binding transcription factor activity, RNA polymerase II-specific
Source: RefSeq, a predicted model, not a curated record
UAUAAAAGCAGAGUAGCAACUCAGAGAGUGAAUUUUGACAAGAUCUGUAUCUGUGUGGACCCGGACUGCCUUAGAUUUACAACCUGGGCCUGGAACCACCGCAUACAGAGAGGCAGGUUGUAGGGACGAUGUCCUCUGAGCCCCAGGGCCUGUCUUUCCCAUCUGUAAGCAGCAGCAGCAGCAGCUCACCCAUUCCUUCGCCAGCCGAACUACAAUCUUUUGACCAUCUAGGGUCACCCUGCUUUCAGAUGCCAGAAUCAAAGUGUCACCAGAGCAAUGUUGGAGAAGGGUUUGCACCGUGCUCCCAAAGAGAAAGCAUUCCCUACAGGCAGAAGAACGCUGAGCGCUUUCGUAGACACAGCGUAGACGGGAGCCCCGUUGGACGAGAGUCUGGCCUAAUGGAGAACAGUCACUACCAUCCAUACAGGCGCCAAUGCAGUGAAGGGACCAUCAGUGAAGUUCAGACACUGAGUUGUCUCAGAAGAGCUGGACUCACCAUGGAUGACAGAAUGGAGGAACAAUCCUGGACUCCAUUAAGCAAUGAUGUGGAAAGCACCAGUAUCAUGGGAACCCAACAUACCUACAGUGAGCCUCAAACGAGCUCUGAAGAACCUCCUGGCUACACGGCAGUAGACCAUCAGACCUACAGUCCCAUCAGUCCUCUACAACAUCAGUUUUACUCUUCAAGAGGAAUAGACACUGUUUCUCACUACUAUAACCAAAGCCUCUCGUCACAAGCAUCUCAAGACAAUUCUGUCCAGACGCUCUAUCCUAAACCUGUCUACUCUUACAGUAUUCUAAUUUUCCUGGCUCUGAGGAACAGCAAAACAGGCAGUCUACCAGUAAGUGAGAUCUACAGCUUCAUGACGGAGCAUUUCCCAUACUUUAAGACAGCACCUGAUGGCUGGAAGAAUUCUGUCCGACACAACCUCUCUUUGAACAAAUGUUUUGAGAAAGUGGAGAACAAGAACGGGAACUCCUCCCGAAAGGGUUGCCUGUGGGCCCUGAACCCUGCGAAGGUAGAGAAGAUGCAGGAGGAACUUCACAAGUGGAGACGUAAAGAUCCCCUGACUGUCCGGAGGAGCAUGGCCCGACCAGAGGAGCUGGAACGCCUUCUUGGGGAGAGACCUGAAAAACUGAAGUCUCUGGGAGCUCACUUCAGUCUAUCCAGCAGCCAUACACAUUCUCAACCUUUAAGGGUUGCCAUGCAUCCUGCGUGCGGACACCAGCCUGUCCCUCAUCAGCAGCCUCUCUACAACCCUUUACCCUCUCAAACUGUCAUCCCGCCUCCCCCCUACUUAUGCCCAGACCCUUUAUCCUACUCAUACUACCCUCCUGUCACCCGUCAGCCCAGUGCCGGGCAUCCCUCCAGCCCCAGGAUAGGCUGUUUAGAUUCCCCGUUACCAGCACACACACCACCGAGUUACAGCAGUGCCUUGCAGGCUGCUCACAGCGCUACAGCAAACAUGCAGGAGCUUCUUCUGGACGGGGAAAUCAGUAACGAUGUCGAUGCAUUAAAUCCCAGCCUCACAGACCUACAGCUACACGGAAAUCUUUGGGAGGAGCUAAGGAACGACAGCCUUGCUCCGGAUUCACUGGUUGUCAUGGACAGUCUCAGUCAAACACGGGACAGCGUGGGGGUCUGUGGCGGUUUAGAGGAGACUGACGGUGGGGUGCAAGGCAGCAUUUCUGAGCUUUACCUCAGUGGGCUCUACACAGCUCCCAUUCCUCUGCUAUGAGAAAGUGUGUUGUCAUCUUCUCUUUCCAAAAUAGGUUGGUAACGUUUUAUAAUAACUACACACUAUAAAUCAUUGAGCAAGCAUUAGUAAAUAGUCAUUUCAUCCUUUAUAAAGCAUUUUUCAUUAGUAAGCAGUUAUAAAUAAAGCUAUAAAUGCCUUGUUCUUGAUAUAUUAGCAUAUCUAUUACAAAAGAGAUUUAAAGGCUGCCUUCCUAACAGAACAAAUAAACAAACACAACACAGAGAAAUACAGAGCUAUUCAUUUUAAGAUGCAAAGCAAUAUGCAACUGCACAACUGCAGAGGUUUGUUUUUCAUUUAUUAAGUGUAGAAUUGUACUGUUUCAUAUUUUGCAUCUUGAAAAAAAAAACCUGCAUUGCGUUUGUUUAACUUUUCCGUUAAGGAAGGUAAAUGAGUCUUUACAAGGUAUAACUAGUCCUCACUUCAGAUAAAUAACGUAAUAAUUUCGAAAUUAUAAAUUGAUCAUUAAUAAUGUAUGAAAAUGCAUAUUGCAUAAUAUAAUUGGAACAAUGGUUUUUAAAGGACUAAUACUAAUGCUUAACUAAUGAUUCAUAGUGUGUAGUUAUUAUAAAGUGUUACCAAAAAAAUGUAUAUGUUUGAAUGACUAAAAAGUAUGAUUUGUAUGCUAAAAGCAAGUGUUUGUGCAAGUGUUUUUUUUAAGUCUAAAUGUGUUUAAAUUGGUUUUCCUGGACAUGCAUUUGCCAUGGCACCCCCUGGGGGGCGUGGUUGCCUUUUUUAUACUUUCUUUCCAUAGCAACACGCAUUGAAAGCGCUACAAGUUAAAACAGAUCUCCUGAAUUGCAGGAUUUUACUAGAUAUCUGCAAACAUAGGUCACAGUUGUUUUUGUUUGACAAAAAUGGUACAGUACCCAAGUUGAGUUCAUCUGAUCUAUUGCACUACUAGAACUAAAUCUUAAGUCAAAUACAUAUAUGAUGUCAAAAUAUAAGCAUUUACGCUAUAAUAAUACACUGUAUACAACAGAUCUAUGCAUUUUGCUGUAUUGGAACUGAUUUGAACUUGUAGUGUAUAGCGAUGUUUAUUACUGUAAAUUAUUAUUUUUGCCCUUAGUUGUUUUUAUGUAUUAUUCUUCUGAUUACCUGAAGAACUGUUAAAAAGUUUGUGGUUAGUCUCAUUUUUAAAAUGAAUGGAUCAAAACAGUUUUACAUUGCUACAAAAAUGUAUUUCAAACAAAUGCUUUUUUUCGUUAUCGAUUUAUA